AUGGGUAAACAGGUUUCGAAGAAGAAGAAAAAACGAAAGAAGAAAACGCACCCAGGAAAGAGCCAAAGUGCUCCACCCGAGGAAGGCGACGACGCGGACGAGAGUGAGGAGAACGAGAGAGCGGGCGACAUCCUUGCACUCCUUGGCGGCACGUCGAAACCAACAGCUGACGGUGGCGUCGCCGGAAAAACUGGUGCCUCUGCUACCAGCCCAUUUAGUUCCAGUGGUAAAACCGGAGCUAGCGGUCCCGGCGGGGCAAGCGAUACCAAAGCUGGCAGUGCUACUGGAGGUGGUGCCGGCGGUAGACCUGUAGCUGGUGGUCGAGCUGCAGACGGCAAGGGUGGAGCAGAAGCCGAUGGCACGAGUGGAGCUUCAAAGGCUGGUGCACGCGGUCGUCCAGGAGCUGGUGGAGGUGCUUCGGGAGCCGGCGGAGGUGGUUCAGGGGCCGGGGGUGGAGUCGGUGGUGGUGGCACCGGCGUCCGUGGUGCAGGUUCAGGACCCGGUAAGGGUGGUUCGGGAGCCCGUGGUGGUGGUUCGGGAGCCGGUGGAGCUGGUACGGGAGCCGGCGGAGGUGGUGGUUCGGGAGCCGGUGGUGCGGGUUCGGGACCCAGCGCUAGCGGAGCGGACGGUUCAGCUGCAGGUGGACGCGGUUUAGGAACCGACGGCAGCGAAGCCGACGCGUCAGGUGCCAGAAGUGGAGGAAGCUCCGCCGCCGCGAUGGGUCGGGGUUCAUCUCUUGAUGGCGCAGACAUGUCAGGAGCAGAUGGUGCCGGUGGACACGGCUCUAAGGCCGAAGAUGGUACCCAUUCGUUAACCGGAGGACGGGAUUCGGGAGCCGAUGCCUCAGGGGCAGGGACUCCUGGAGCUGGUGGUAUCUCUGGACGUGGUUCCUCAGCUGCCAGCGGAAGUCGUGCAGACGGAGCAGAUGAUACUGCUGACGCAUUUAAAAUCGCUAAAACCGAUGAUAAUGGUAGGAUCAGCAGACAGAGUGAUACCUCGGGUGCCCAUUCAAGGGCUGCCAACAGCGGCGCACAUGAGUCUCUCACUGGAAUGUCUUCGACGGUGAAAAUAUUUGGCACACCUCCGCCUGGCUACCAGGAUACUAAUAUCGUCGAAGAAUCUAUGGGCGUGGUGGUUGAAAACGGGCGUAAGGUCUCCAAAAUGGAUAUCUCCGUGCACUCAAUCAGGUCAAAGGUCAAUGACGACACGGUGCAGGAGCUGUCCGAGGCUCUGGAAAACGACAGAGGACAGACGUCAGCAGGCGGUGUACACAGUCUGCAGACUGUCAGUGAGACAGAGGGCGAGCUAGACGAAAGUCACCUGCUCAAAGACAUGCCUGAUUCUCAGCCCAUGAGAGCUAAACAAAGCAUGGACUUGGGAACCACUCCUGGCAAACGAAGCAAAGCGGCAGAUUCAAGGGGCAUGGUGACUGUAUCGCUGAGCGUCUCCUCCCAUAAGGGUUCGAUCACUUCCGAAAUAAGCGUCUCCGUCAAAAAUUCCACCAGAUCUUCCCCCGGCAAGCCGCAAUCUGGUUUAGAUGUUUCAGUGACGUCCGCGACAGAAGAGCCCGAAUCCAUGCAUGAGUCAGCCGACCCACUACCUCCUGAAAUGCCCCAGAAUGAUACAGUGGAGGUUCUUGAAGUGGAGGCAGAGCAAAACGUCGUUGAUACUGUCGAAGAGGAGCCUAAGAUUUCUGUACGUAACAGCAGGACUACUGAAUCAAGCAGUCUGCAGCAGAGAGUAUCUGCGACGAAGGAGGAGAGCGGUGAGACACUCAUUGCCGCGACUACAGCUGAUCUGCCGGCAAACUCAGAAACUCAGCCACUGGUUCAGAAUGCCGUUAUCUCCGAAGAAACUAAGGAGGCCAAAGACCCAGGAGAAGAAGUCCUGGUGACGUCAGGCCCCGAAAGAGUCUCCACUGUUCCGUCUGUAGCCGAACCUGUAGAAGAGAAGAGGGGUGUGGAGUGGACAGAUCUGAAUCCUGUUGAUGAGAGUAAUCACACCAAAGAAAUAAAGAGAAUGUCUACAGAUAGUGCCCAAGAUAGUGCGGAACCGGCAGCAGUGAAUCCACCGCCAAAAAUGAGCGAAACAGCCCCCGAGACAUCUGUGAACAUAGUCGCCAGCAUUCGCUCCUCCGAGAUCAGUGUGCAUUCAGAAUCAACGGUUACUGUGGGCGCGGCCUCAACGCAGUUAUUGAAGGGUGACUUGAGUCCGUCUGUGGCCGAGCCACCCGAUAUGUUGGAGCCAGCUCCGGUUCGCCAGGGAGAGGUCUCCGCUGUCCUCAGUGAUAGGCCAUCCUCCAGUUUGGAGAGUGUCUCUGGUCAAACAAAAACUGCCUCAGAGCACGUUCGUUCACAAUCGGAGCCUGCUAGUCCUCGGCCAGGCAGGAAACGUCGGAAGCACAAGAUAACUGUGGACGUGGAUAUUAGUUUCAAUACGUGUGGCAAGUCCUCAGUCAGCAGUCAUGGCGGCAGUCGGAAUGUCAACAGUUGCCUCGGCGGACCUCUCUACACGGAGAACAGCGACAACUUCGUCUCAAUUGUUGUACGUCGGCAGGACAAAGAGCUGUUCUCUCGUGAGAAGUCGCUGGAGAUCUCUGAUCCAGACGACUUUCACACAGGCCUGCCUGUCGACUCGCCUGUGGAUAUAUCCUUUUCAAGGGAUUCACUAAAACAGGAAAGCGCGGACUGCAGCGAUAACCGGAUGUCCCUGCAUGUAAGGUAUACACCUUCACCGGUGCAGAACAGGAGAGAACCAUCACCAGGUGUCAAACAAGUGGCCGCGAGUAAUCAGUUGUUUGUCUCUAUCGUUGAUAACAACCCGCCGGUAAAUAUCGCUGUCUGCUCUCCCAAGCACAGACCGGCGGAAGAACCGAUAUCCCUAAAGGUACCAAGUAAUGUGACCCCUGAAGCGAAUACUGGUAGGGGUUUGUCUGCGGAAGCUGCCAGUAAUAUUCCCGGCUCGUGUGACUUUAACACCGCUAAUCUGCAGGAGGACAUAUCCGCCACCAUGGAGAUCGUGGAGGAGACCUUGCAUAGGAAACUGGGCAGGGCUCAGAGGAUUGCCAAAAUUGUCAACGAGGUCGGGCUGACAGAGGGAGAACGUGUAGAAGCUGAAAAUGCGGAGGUUGGUCCGCGCAGUCGACAUGUGGCCAAGGUCAUCACUGACGUUAAUGUGGUCGCUAAGAAGGCUCGUAUCGUGCGAGAGGAGGAUCGUGAAAUGAAAAUCCACACAAUACUCUAUGACAUAAAUAAGACGCUUCAGAUUCGGCCGGUCAACGGAGACCAAGAUGGAGCUGCUAAGAAGCCAAAGGAGAAUAAGGAGGGUAACAAUGCCAACGAGAGCACAAUUCAGGCAUUGGGUUGUGAGCCUGGCAAUCCCUACACAGGGACUCUGGAAAGUCACGUCCAGUGGAACAAACACUGUUCGACGUCAGGUGAGCCAGCACUUGUCGUUUACGAACGGAAAGGCAAUGGCAGCCGAGGACAGGGCACUACCAAUGCCUACAAAGCGAACCAUCGGAAGGAGGCAGCGAAUCAUACAGCUCGCCAACAAGGUAAUCAGAACUCCACCAUACAAAACAGCAUUUGGGAUUCGAGGACAAGUGCGCUCGACCCUGUGGGCGGACGCAUCAGACAGGCCCGUCUUCGAAAGCCCUCAAUAACACAUUUCGGCAAAUUCAUUGAAAAACACAAUCUCAAUCGGUACCGUUCCAGCAGUGCUUUCAGCUACGAACUGGCUGGCCGGAAAAUGAGUGAGAAGGCGGCUGUAGCCUGCCCGCUGAAGGCAUCUUGUCCGAAACCUCCUCCGCUAAAUCCUGAGCGUCCACUCAUGGCUGACGUCCAAGUCCGCCUGUUGCCCGCGACGAAGUUGUUAAAGGUGACGCUACUGCGUCAGGGGCGGCUGCGUGCAAUGGGUCAAGCUCUCGAUAUCGACGAUCCCAGCCUUCCGGACGCUGCUGUACGUUCCUACAUGAGUCGUCUUUCCAGUCACAUGAGCCGCAUCAGAGGCUACAUCUGCACCAGCGCCUAUUUGGAUCAGUCAAAUAAGAAUGGACAAUUUCCCCUACGCACUGGACGCUCAAACACAACUGGAAGAAGUUAG
Molecule: messenger RNA, 4104 nt
Organism: Spirometra erinaceieuropaei
Lineage: Eukaryota; Metazoa; Platyhelminthes; Cestoda; Diphyllobothriidea; Diphyllobothriidae
Source: the annotation of a GenBank genome assembly